Messenger RNA from Drosophila nasuta, 1070 nucleotides. Its product is annotated as TIP41-like protein. The transcript has a single exon. Lineage: Eukaryota; Metazoa; Arthropoda; Insecta; Diptera; Drosophilidae. Gene Ontology annotation, cellular component: cytosol. Bases 158 to 979 code for a protein of 273 amino acids. Gene Ontology annotation, biological process: TOR signaling. The record is from RefSeq and is a predicted model, not a curated record.
CACCUCUAAUGCGAAAAACCGGCGUCAGGGCAGCACGAACAGCCAAUCAGCUGUUGCCAGAAGUUGCAAAAACGGCUUUCAACAAUUAGUUUGCGCUAAGCGAAAUUAGCAUUAAAUUCAAAAAAAGUUGCGUUUUAUAUGUGCUGCUGAGACAAUUAUGGCUGCAGAAUGCGGUGUACUCCGUCUGCCGGUCGACUACGAGUCGAUACGUUUCAAUGACUGGUCUAUCAGCUAUGAGAAGUCGCACAUAUUGAAGAGCAUGUGUCGCCUGGGAAGCGACAAGGUGUGCGACAAGGACGAUCCCAAUCGCUGUGAUCUGUGCAACUAUCAGCACUCACUGGAACUGCCUCAUCUGCCGGACAUGGUGUUCCACAAGAACAAGUUGGUGCUGCAGCACAAGGAUGGAGCUCUCAUGGAAUUUAAACCCAUGGAUGCAUUGGCUUUGGUUGCAAAUGGCAAAGAUGCCUCGGCCAUUGAGGUGGCCUGUGCCCAGGAAUGGCGCGAAACGCGUGCAGAGCAGAACAUGGAACAGAAAUACAAGCCCUUUGAUUGGACAUUCACAACCAGCUAUCAGGGCACUUUAAACGAGAAGUUUCGCAGUGAAUCCACCGAGCAAACGCUCAACAAGAUGAAGCUAAUGCAGCGUGAGAAUAUACUCUUCUUUCACGAUUUAACGCUGUACGAGGAUGAGUUGCACGAUCACGGCAUCUCUGCGUUGAGUGUGCGCAUUCGCGUGAUGCCCUCGGGAUUUUUUGUCCUGCUACGUCACUUUCUGCGCAUUGAUGAUGUUUUAAUCCGGAUGCAUGAUACGCGUUUCCAUUACGAGAUCGAGAACGAUUACAUACUCAAAGAGUAUACGCAUCGUGAGGCGCCCUGUUCCGAGCUGCAGAGCUCGUUCAGCUUCUGGACCAAUCCAGAUGAGAUGCAAAACUAUCUGGCCGUGAAGACCAAGGAGCUGCACAAAUUAUACUUUAAGUAAUUUAAGUUCGAAAUCAUUUGUUUUAUUGCGAUUAAUUAUGCUUUGUCUUAAACACGCUGCUUGCGCAAUAGAGUACGUUCCAAGUCUCGUA